CUUUUUCUGGUGCUCCUCAAAUACUUUCUCCUGUGAGCUCGUCCUUUUAGGACGUAGACAGAAGCAAGACAUCGCUGUGUAAAAGUCCGCUCGGUGUAAAAAUUUGAGCUCGUUUCUACCUCUGAGGCGCACUGGAAGAAGAAAAUGACAGAAGACACUUUCGUUGAACCCUUGAUGGACAGUCACAGACCCUCGUCGGGAACGUCACAGGACAUCUCUCAUGUAUUAAUGAGCGUCUUCAAGGGGGUUUACAAUAAAGACAUAAUCGCGAAAGGGAAUCUGUUGUCCAAUCUCAUCAAAACAAAUGUGGGAAAAAACAGUUAUCAUGAUAAAUAUGUUAAGGAGCUGCACCAGGCUCGUUCUGAAUAUGAGCAGUGUAUAAAAAUGGCUGAUAUGAUGGAGGAUCACAUAUGUAAGGGUAAAGCCCAGGCUGCUGCCAAAGAAAGCCGGAACUGUGAGAGGAUGAAAGCAGACCUUGUAGAUGGUUGUGAUUAUGCAAUGUUUCCAGUAAAAUCCACCUUUUGCUGGUGUGUCGAUGAUGAUCUUCUCAAAAGAAACAACCUGAUCUCCCCUGGGGACUACUUACCGGCAGAGAAACCACAAAUACGAGCACCAGCCCCAGUAAAAUCGAGUUUUGCAAAACCCACUAUCUCAUUUGCCAUACGCACAACCCGGGAGUCUCAGGAUCGCGGACCACAGAAGACUUUGUUGGAAAUGAAUGAGUUGGAUGACAGUCUUACUUGUGAAUCAAGCUCAGAACCCCAACAAAGCAAGAGAAUCCCUAAAAUGACCAUACCUAAGCCAACCUGGUUUGGCCAACCAAGCGCAAAAAACCGCACAGAGGGUUGGGAGCAACUUCAGAAGUUUAAGAGAAGACAAAGCGUCCUGCUCGAUAGACGAGUCUGUCCUCCAAAUGCGCAGCAGUGCAGAAAGUCGUUCAGCUUACCCAAAGUGAAAGUGAAGAAUGACCAAGAGAAGAAAAACUCUGACAAUCAAAGCUCUAUAGAUGAGCUCCACUGUGUCUUCCAGGCAACUCCCCAAGUGAUGUUUUUCACAGAAUACAGCAUUGGAAGUGUUUAUGAGUCUACACUGGAGCUGAAAAACAUGACUUACUCAAGCCGCUACCUCAGAGUCAUCCCUCCUACCACUCCAUACUUCUCGAUAGGGCUGGGAAGAUUCCCCAGUGAUGAAGGCAUUGUUGCCCCAGGGAUGAGCUCUAAGUAUACACUGCGAUUUGCUCCAGACUCCUUGGGAGACUUCAAGGAUUUCAUGAUGGUGCAGACAGAAUCUCAGCACCUAUUUGUGGUGCCCAUUGAGGCACGGAGACCUCCUCCUGUACUUACCUUGCCCAGAGUUUUGGACUGCGGGUACUGUCUGGUUGGAGGAGUAAAAUUUCUGGAGUUCAUGUGUCAAAAUGUUGGACUCAGCGCUGGGACUUUUUACAUCAUCCCCAAGGACCAGUGGCCGGCCCCAAAUCUCAGGUCCUUGUCAACAACAUACUUUUCUGAGAAGCCACCCUUUGCAGUAGGCCCCUGUGUGUUUUCACUGCAGCCAGGAGAAGCCAUUGUUGUGGAGGUUGUUUUCUUUCCAACUACUGUGGAGCAUUGCUCUCAGCCAUUUGCCAUAAUCUGUGACAACUGCCAGGUGAAAUACAUUUCCCUUGAAGGUGAGAGUCAACUGGUCGGCGUUGAGCUUGUGUCUAUAUCUGGAGAAAAUGAGCCGCUCACUGCUGGAGAGAUGCACGACCUCACUGCAGAGCACUUUGUCCGUUUCAGCGAAUGCCACCCUCACAUUGAGCAACAGAAGAGACUUGUCAUCAGAAACAAUGUCCACUUGGAGCUGGCCUUCCACUGGCAAAUUAUGAAACCUAACCUGCGUUCUCUUCUUCCUGGGGAGACCCAUGAGCCAUCCCAUAUCCAGUUUCACCCGGACACAAAUGACGUUUACCACAUGAGCCCCCCCUCAGGCCUCCUGGCUCCCUGUCAGGAACACGAGUUUCUCUUAACCUUCUGUCCUAAAGAGUUGAAGGAUUAUCACAGUGUCUUUCACUUGGUCCUGAGGGACAUCCCCCUGAUGCCACUAGAGCCUAACGAUAACAGCGUCCUUCAUCCGGUUCAUUCUGGCUCCAAGUUGAACAAUGUGAUCAUCAUGGAUAUAGAGGUCAAAGGGUCAACAGAGCUAUACCGAGUCUUACUGGAGCCAUACGGUGUCAUAAUCCCUGGAGAAAUAUUUAUCUCCAUCGCUACUCACAGGCAGUUUAAGAUGUGGAAUCACAGUAAAACCUUCAUCUUGUUUCAAUGGGAGAGGUUGAACAGCAGCUCCCAUGUUAUAGACGUAGAGCCAUCUGCUGGGAGAAUAGAAGAGAACGAGUGCUUUGACUUUGAGGUCAUUGUUACUGGAGGGAAACCAGAUAAGCUUAAAACCAACCUGGUUUGCAACAUACAGCAUCGUCACGAACCUGUCAAGUUGCCUAUCGAGAUUUCCUUUAAGGGUCCCACAGUGAAGCUCAGUGUUCCCUGUGUGGACUUUGGGCUUGUGAGGCUCGGGGAUGAAGUUCAAACCACACUCUCCCUAACCAAUACCACCCCUCUGGAGGCCUGCUGGAUGUUUAAGGAGAAGAUCAAUAAUAAGCAGGAUCACCAAGACACAAACGCAGUAGAACCGGAGGUCGUAGUGGAGCCAGGAACAGGUGUGCUGCCCCCCUUUGCUAGUUGCAGUGUGGCGCUGCAUUUGAACUUAGAUUUCUGCCAGAAGUUUGAAACAGAAAUGGAACUGAUUGUGGAGAAUGGGACUACGAGUCCUUUUUGGAUCCAAGCAGUUGUGCAGUCUCCUCAGGUGUGCUUCUUAAACUGCAAGUUGGUCUUCUCUGAUCUUUACCUGGGAGUUCCCUCAACAGGCACCGUAACACUUUUCAACCAGACUCUGCUGCCAUCACACUUUAGCUGGAAGGAACAUCUUCAGGGUAAACAGGCUUCACUGUGCACAGCCACCUUUGAUCCCUCUUCUGGUAUACUGGGACCCAAUGCAACCAUGAACAUCAAUGUAAAUUUAACCUCCCACACAGAUUUGAAGCUCACAGAAGUGGCUGCUAUCUGUGAUGUGCAAGGGAUGAACUCGCCGCUUGUUCUUCAAAUUGUGGGCUCCCAAUCCAAGAAACUUUCUGUGUCCUACUCGCUGCCUGGCGCCUGUCACAUAGGGAAUAGUGACAGUCCUUCAGCACUGAUAAUUGACUUUGGAAAAGAUGUCAUUUUAAAGACGGAGGUGACCAAACAGUUCCUAAUGACCAAUGAAAGCGCUAUUCCUGCAGCUUUUACUAUAAAGCCAGAGUUUUUCACUUGCAACGUUUCAAUGGCAAACAGCUUGUUAGAGAAGAGACUCACAUAUUUAAAGACUCCACUUUUCACUGAACAAGUGACAAAAGUAGAAGCCAAAGCACAUGAAGACUUUGUUACCGGCCUUCUGGCUCAUGGAAAUGGGGCGGCCUUCAUGGUCCAGCCAGACUCAGGGCAGCUGGGACCAUUUGAGACCAAGACAGUGGAUGUGACCGCCUAUUGCUUAAUGUGGGGAGAAUACAGAGAUCACCUCAUAUGCAAGGUCGGAGACCUUGAACCGAUGCACAUAACUAUGCGGAUGACUGUGAAGGGCUGCCCACUCUACUUCCAAAUGAUAGGCCCCCAACCGGAUGACCAGUGUCAGGGUCCUACCAUGCACUUUGGAACUCACUUGUCAGGAGGAGACACCAUUUCUCAACCUCUUCGCAUCAAUAAUCCAACCAUGUUUGAUAUCCAGGUGGACUGGGAGAUUUACAACAUUGACGAGAAUGACCACACACUGAUUGAACUCGUGAUGCCAUGUGGAGACCACUUCCCGCUGAAGGAUGAUGAUGGUAAUGAGCUGCUGAAAGGAACAUUUAGGGUUUUUAAUGAAAACAAUCCAACAGAGUGGGAGAAGAAUCAGACACCAACAUUGGUGGGGACAAGCAUGUCCCUUCAAAGUGGUACUAAUGGAAAAGAGAAAGAAUAUGAAGAGGAAGAACAUCUCUACCCUGCAAAGAAAAACUUCAUCUCUGUCCACACACGACCUUACAUAGGCAGCCUGUCAGAUUCCCCAUACUCCAUUAUACCGCAACAAAUUGUGAUUCCAGCAAAGAGCACUGGAUGCAUCCAUGUGUCUUUCACCCCUUUUAAUCUUUCUGAGUCCCAAUGUGAGUCCAGAUGUGUGGGUGUGGCAUGUGGUUUCCUGAACCUGAACUCAGAGAAGGCAGUUUGCAUCCCAGGUAAAGUCAGAAGGGAUUUGGCUUUGGAUUUACAGCCUGUCAAAUUGGAUCUGCUAGGAACCAUUAAGCCGGCGGUGCUUUUGGUGCAGCUGGAGGAUGACAGCGAGACACUGGAGUUUAAUGCCUCCGCUGGUGAUUUACUGAGGGUUGAGUCAGACAAUGAGGUAGUUGUCAGUGAAUUUAGCAUUGUAGAGAGCUUUCAACUGAGAAACAUUAAAGAGACCCCUCUGCAUUUCAAACUUGAGACACAGCCGCCAUUUUCAGUUGUGAGGCCUCACUCUGGAGUUUGGACCAGCAUCUCAAGUACCAAUGGUCUCGAUCAACCAUUGGUACUUUACCCUCAAAAUAGCAUGCAGGUGAAAGUGGCCUUUCACUGUUCUCUCUCACUGCUGGACCUCUUAAACCAUACAGAGGAAGACCUCUCUCUUGCAGGGAGUCUGAUCCAUACUAAAACUGGUCGGAAGAAGCUGAGGUUGCAGCAAAACCUCCUUAUCCACCACAGCAACAACAACCUGCAAAAAGUGCCAUUGUGUGCCUAUCUGGAACUGCCUAUACUCAGUCUCUCCACUGAUUGCCUAACUUUUGGGUUUUGCGAUGUUGGAGACAGACAGACCAGGAAAAUAAGCCUCACCUGCCGUGGAUCAAACACCUACUGGAAAUCACUAAUAAAGUCAGAUGAAGGAGACCCUCAGGUGUUUGAAGUUGCACCAGACUCUGGGGUUUUCCAAUCCAGGGAACUGGUCAGAACCUCCAGCAGCCAGUUUCUGCAGAUUAGCUUCACUCCAAGCAAACAAAAAGAGUUCACGGCUUUGCUGGUUAUCGAGUCGCCUCUAGUGAAGACGCCCCUCACUCUUCCGCUCCUGGGAGUCGGAUCCUUUGAUGAGGACUACAUAUCGACAUAUUUUUUGAGUGGCAAAACAGCUGACGAUGAAAUGGUUUUUGGUGGAUUGUAAAUAUGUGUUUGACAAAAAGUAAACAGACAAUUUCUUACUUGCUUUCUGAUAAAGACCGAAACUUCCAAGGGAGUUCAAUAGAAAAGUUUUAAAAAUAUUUGCUCCAAUGAAGCUGCAUGGGUUCAGUUAUCCACUUAGCAUGUUAUUUCAGAUUAAACUUGACUAGAAGUUAUUAAUCUGUGCCAAACCUGGGAAGGGUGAUCAUUUGCUUUGCCAGCCAGAGAGAGAAAAGGACAGGAUGUUGAAACUGAAGGAAAGACAGUAUCAUAAAAGAAAAGUGACGUGCCUGGUUGUUUACUGCAAGUCGCAAAUAGGCAACUCGGGAGCCAAAUACAGCUACACACCCAUAAUUACAGGCAAUGAAAAUUGUAAUGAAAUGAAUGCAUGAAGUACAAAACGUGGCGUCAGAGCUCAUUAAGUCAUAACAAGUUCUUCUCAAUUUCUAACAGCAUAAUUAACUUAUUUUUCAGGGACACGUGAGUCGUUUUUCCCUUUAGACUUAAGGCCAAUUUUAAAAGAUUAGAACAGCCUAUGUCUAAGUUUAAAUAUUUGGACAUACAAAUAAUUAAACGUAGACAUAAUUAAACUUAGACAUAAACCUAGACAAGCGAGAGUACACACCAUGGGGAGAUCGGAAAAAAUGUCUAAGAUCUUUAAGAACAUUGUAGCAGUUUAUGAGUCUGGUAAGGGACUUAAAGAGGUCUCAGAAGAAAUCAGUCAUUUCACUAUUUUUAAAAAUUUAUAUACAAGUGGACAGCAUUCAAACCACUUACACUAUGCCUAGGUCUGACUGUUCUUAAAAAUCCCCCUGUGAGCAGAUUACAAAUUGCUAAAAAAAAGUCUCCAUAGAUCUGCAGCAGGCCCCUGCUGAUAUAAUGAUAUGAGUUUAUCAGCAAGAGCAAGCAUAUCUUCUGUGGGAGACACUGUAUACUAGAAGAAAAGUUUUGCUCUCUCCUAGAAAAAUUAAGGACAGACUCAAGUUUGCCUGAGAGACAAAGACUGGGACCUCUAGAAAAGUGUUCUUUGGACAAAAAUAGAAUUAGACACCAGAACAGAGGACAUGUUUGGCAUAAAAAAUACUACAUUCCAGGAACAUAAUCUGGAAUGUUGUUUUAAUCUGGAACCAUGGAUUAUGGAACCAUGAUGCUUCCAUAUCCAUGGAUAUCCAUGGUUUGAGGAUGCACCAUGAAUUCUGUGUCAGAGAGCUCUUGAAGUCAACAUGACACCAUCUGUAAAAAACUAAAGCUGAAUGAAAACUACAGCAUGACAAAGACCUAAAACUCUUCAAUAAAUCCACAAAGGACUGACUGAGAGUUUAGAAACAGAAAGUUCUGGACAAAAUCAAAGCACAGACCUUGUUCUGAUUAAAAUGUUAUGUGCAUGACUUGAAACAGGCAAUGCAAUAAACCCUCACUUUUCCUCUGUGAAAAGUGAGCAUUGGGGAAAACUUUACAUUGGUGUAAGCAACAGGAAGAUGUCUAGAAGCAGCAUCUUUCUGAAGAUAUCUCAAAAGGGAAAAGUCUUGUUUCUGUGGGAUAGGGUGUCCUGACUUUAUUCAGUUAGAAAAUGCAAUUUUGUUUAAAUCUCUUAUUAGACAUACUGUAUAUGAAGACAAGACUAGUUUUUGAUAUUUAGGUCAAGCUAAAUCAUAUAUUUUCCCCAGAUUAAAUACUAGAUUAGACAUCAAUAUGUGAGCAUUUGGUGGAAAGAAAAUAUUUGGUAACUAAACCCUAAAUUGGUGAAAGUGAUCACUUACACUCGUUCCAGGUGGAAACUUCUUCCCAGAGUCUUGUCUCAAGUUGAAAUACAAAUUUUACUCAUCAUUUUGAAUUACAAACACCAAGCACAACCCAAUACUUUUAUUUUUAUUAUUCAGGGUUCAGGGCUAAUUCAUACAUUAAAUUCGUCUACACCCAUUAAAUACAUUGGUAUAUGCAUUAGUAUCACAUUCACCUUUGUCAUCUCUGUACCAUUUCAACUUUUAUGCUAAGCCCACAUUUCUCUAUUAAAAUUAUUCAAGUUGA
Molecule: messenger RNA, 7253 nt
Organism: Xiphophorus couchianus (Monterrey platyfish)
Lineage: Eukaryota; Metazoa; Chordata; Actinopteri; Cyprinodontiformes; Poeciliidae
Gene: dlec1
Product: DLEC1 cilia and flagella associated protein
Exons: 39
Coding region: 145-5229 (1694 amino acids)
Biological process (GO): negative regulation of cell population proliferation
Cellular component (GO): cilium; cytoplasm
Molecular function (GO): tubulin binding
Source: RefSeq, a predicted model, not a curated record